AUCGUUAUUUCAUUCGUUGAAUCGUUAAUGCUUCUUUAGCCUUUUGUCCUCGGUUUCACAUUUAUUUACGCUUAUACCACUAUUGUUAUGUUCGUUGCCGUGUGCCGGGAGCUACAGAGCCUCCGCUCGCCGCCGGCUCCCUGCGCUUCCGGCCUCCGUUUCAUCCGUUACCGCCGCCUCAGGUAACCCUACACCUUUCCAAAUCCAAUCUAUAGACAACUCUCUCUGUGUGUAUAUAUAGAUAGAUAGAUAGAUACAUAUAUAUUCGAUCCCAUGCCGAGCCCGAAGACUCAACGGAGAGGGGGAACGGAGGAGAAGAAUAGGAAGGGGAGAUUGGCAGAGAAAGCGAUGUCGUUUAGCGGACACAGCGGAGCGAGUUCUGCGGCGGUGUUGCUGCAGAGGCCGAGGACGGUGCCGGACUUACUCGCCGGCCGGAGAAGUUCAUCCGCCGGAACAUCGCCGUCGUCGGCGGCGCUGCAGUUCCCGCCGAAGCUAACGAAGCUGCUGCUGAAUGUGACGAUACAGCGCAGCACCGGCGCGUUGCAGGUGCUGAUUCCGCCGGAUUCCACGGUGGACGACCUCAUCGCCGCCGCGCUCCGCCAGUACGUGAAGGAAGGACGGCGGCCGGUGCUCCCCUCCACCAACGCCGCCGACUACGGCCUUCAUUAUUCCCAGUUUAGCUUAGAGAGUCUGGACAGGACAGAAAAGCUGGCGGCGUUGGGGUCACGUAACUUCUUCCUCUGCCCGGAAAUGGCAGAAACCGCCGCCGUCGGUGGCGUAACGACGUCGUCUCCAUCUUCCAGCUGUUCAAACGAAGUUGACAAACCAACUAAGAGUAUUGGCUUGUCCUGGUUUAAGUUCACACUGUGAAAAACUUAUAAUUUGCUUUUCCUUAUAUUAAAUCAUAUAUAGUAAUAAUUAAGUAAUAUUCUUGGAAAAGUUGUUCCGAACAGUUGAGGUGAGAUCUGAUCAAAACUCGAUUGGAUUAGUCUCGAACUGUGAUCUGUAUUAUGCACAACCUUAUACCGUAAUUAUUAUUGUUAUUACGGAGUAUUUUUCUUAGCAGCAUAGUAUUACAAGGUUUGUUAGGUCUCAUCAUAUUUAAGAGAUCAGAUCGAGAUUAAAGCUUGUAUAUACAAUAUUUAAUUAUUAUCAAUGGGAUAAGUUAAAUAGAUAAAAUUUAUUUUGUAUUACUCUAUUUAAAUUAGUUAAGGCAAUAAUUGAAUUCAUAGUUUUUAA
Ipomoea nil (Japanese morning glory) is the source of this 1239-nucleotide messenger RNA. RefSeq lists its product as uncharacterized. The record is from RefSeq and is a predicted model, not a curated record. Bases 274 to 870 code for a protein of 198 amino acids. NCBI's taxonomy places the organism in Eukaryota, Viridiplantae, Streptophyta, Magnoliopsida, Solanales, Convolvulaceae. The transcript has 2 exons.